This is a messenger RNA of Drosophila arizonae, 1131 nucleotides long. RefSeq lists its product as uncharacterized. The record is from RefSeq and is a predicted model, not a curated record. NCBI's taxonomy places the organism in Eukaryota, Metazoa, Arthropoda, Insecta, Diptera, Drosophilidae.
UUAAACGUCAUUAAUCCGAACUGAUUUGUGAUAUCUCGCUCUAGGAAUUCAUUCAAACUAUUUUUGGAUGUAUCAGAAUGUCGUUGUCCACGGCGCUGAUGCCGCAGCAGCGACCGCAAUGCAACCGAAAGAGCGCCCAGAUCUUCGCCAGAUUCUUCGAGCAACGCUAUGGUAACUGGAGUUGUAUGAGGAACAGAGGUAUUUGCCGUAGCGCACAGGCCGUUGUCGAGCAGCAGGUGCAACAGGUGAGAUGUGUCGACCAGCAGCUGGGCACCUUCAUUCAAACACAGCAACGUGGCAGCUUCGUGGCACUGCAGCGAAAUCAGCUUCUGGCUCUGCAUCGCGAAGACUAUAGAAUCUAUCCGCAGAGCGUUGACUUGGAUUCGUUCUUCAGCGAGCAGGAGAAGUGUGAUAAGGUGUCGGAUGUCUGCCUGCUCAACGAUCACUUCAUACUGGUCAAGAUGCCGCAGCAGGAGCCAGAGCAGGGACAGAAGCUGGCGCAGCUGCAUCACGUGCCGGAGCUGAAUGUCCCUCAGCCCGAACAGCAACGGAAGCUGAGCUCCCGUUUGCCUCGCUGCUUCAAGUGCAAUCGCAGCAAUCGCGUUUCGCCAAUUCUUGAGGAGCUGGAGGAGACCGAGCCAGUGGGCUAUAGGCCCUGGAUAGUCCACGGUGAUGACGAUGUCGAGGUCUUCAGCUCCACCACACGGAUCAUACCCGUCCACAGUAAGCAGGAAAUGCAGGCCAUUUCGUUGCCAACACAUACAGCUGGAGAGGAUUCGGCUGUGGUGGAGCAACCGCUGCCAAAGCUGCAGUUGGAGACGCUACAAACGUCCCCUCCAGCUGCUGUCACUGUCUCCUCACAUCCCAUCAGUCGUGGCCCCUUCCACUGGUUCCUCUGGCCCUUUCGCAGGCGUCUGCAAAGACGAAAAGCCCCGCUUGCUGCCGUCCAUAAGACCUACUUCAUCACCUGGAAAAAGCCGCCAGAAACGCUGUGGCGUGGCUAUGGCGUAGACCGCGCCGUGGCGGACAAAGUUGCGCUACGUCGUUGUCGCUCCGCCAUAUUUUGAAUUGAUUUCUAGAGAAACUACUCUCUGUAUAUUUUGUAUAUAUUAAUUUGAGAAAAACUCAAAA